GAACUGGUGCUAUCUUACCACUCAGGAAUCAGGAACAGUGUUGCAUAAGGACGGAUCAUGGGGAUGUCUGAGGACCGUCACGGUGAUUGAAAACUGUCAGAGAAGGACCAGAAGUCGAGGUGUGAAGCCCCUCGAGAUCAACAUGAAAACAUCCACUUGCUUGGAUGAUCUGACACAUGGUUGUCCCAGACACAUUCCAGAUUGUUCUGAAUGUUUGAAUGAGACAGAGGAUUUCCGGGAUGUUUCCGGAGGGUUCCGUGCACACGGUACGUCUGUGACAACAUGACCAUAAUCAUAAAUAACCAACUUGACCAGCAAAUGCCAGGACAGAUAGAGGAGAGGGAGUGAAAAAUAAAAGGAAGAAAUGAACACUGGAACUUUUAGCCACCAGGACCCCCCGUUUCUCCCAUACAUACCCAAGUGUCCAUCACUGUGACCUUUGACCUUGUGCGUCAUUUGUAAUCAGGCACACCCAAGGCAGCCACGGCAUAUCUAACCCUCAGCCUGAACUUCUGAUUCAAUAAGUGCUUGUGUCUCAUGCCACUCUUCUUGCUAAUCGGACAGUUUUAAAACGACCCUAACAUUCAUUUACGCUGAGCCACUUGCUGAAGCUGUUCCUGGGUCAGAGUAAUGAUGGCAGCAGGCUCCCCUGUGCCUAGAGAAUUCCAACCACACAGAGCGUUCUGGCCGGAUGAGGCUGUGAUCCAGGUUGGGUCUCGGGACAGGGGAUAGGAUGGGUGAUGUCAGCAGAGUCAUGUCACUGCCACAGUGCUGUCGGCUGUGAGACUACGUCAGUCCCAGGACGGAUGCGAUAAGGGAAUCCCAGCACUUCCGAAAGGGCUGUUUCUCAAAAAGGGCUGUUUCUCAAAAAGGUAAAACCAAAACACACAAGCUGCAAUUGUGGGGAUAAUUCACACAGUUUUGAACAAUGUAUAUUUUUCUUCCAGACUCAGAUAGUCUGUUAAGUUGUAGCUUCAGCGAACAGGCUGCAAACAUUGGUCAUUAGUCUAUAGGUGAUCAUGAUCCAUGCAAGCCAGUAGGAACAUCACAGAGUGGAAGGUUUUUAGCUGAGACCAUCACCACUCAGACCAAACCUCAUUUCAUUUAAAUUUCAGUCGUGGUCCCAGAUGGCUAUCCUCAAUACUGGAGAACACCAGUAAGUCUUAACGUCUUUGUCAGAAAGAAAUGGUCAAUGAAGCUGUGGCCCACUUCAACCACACCAUUGGAAAAACAAACAAACAGUGGGCCUAAAAUCUUCCCUGGCUCAUCCACCCAAACAAGAAAAAGCACCACCACCCUAACAAGGAAGAGACGUCUGCUGGUAUCACAACGAUGUUUACAAAGUCCUCAUUAAGGAAAGAAAGUAGAUAACAGCACACACUCUCACACGCACACAGACACUGGGACACCAUCAGUACUGAAAAUGCAGAGCUUCCCAGUUCUUAGAUAAGAGACAGAGAGAAAGCAAGAGAUAGUGAGAGAGAGAGAGAGAGAGAGAGAGAGAGGGAGGAAAAAACACAAAAAGAAACGAGAUGCCGCAGAGGAACUUGGUGAAGCCACCCUGCAAGCCAAACGCUUCAGACUUCAAACACACUUCAAAAGGUGGACAAAGGAAUAAAUGUCUGAGAUCUGAGAGAGGAGUGCAGUGCAACUCUGAGCAGAGACAAGGCGCAGCCACCACCACUGUAGGACCAGUCCUGCUCAGCUCCAGCAGUCCACUUGCUCUGCAUUCUGGGCAAGAACCACCAGGAACCAUCUGGAAGAGCAAGUGCUGAGAAGGACGUUUUCCAGCAGCUUCAAAACCAAACCAGCCUUGGAUUUAGUAUACUUCCCAGGAUCUACAAAGCUUAUCUUCUAGUGUAAAGCCUCUGGUGUGGAGGGCACAUACAGCUGAUACCAGCUUCACUUUUGUGUCUAAGCAUGGCUGGCACUGGGGUUUGGAAAUAUUGGUUAAUCGCCACCACAUCUUGCCUCCCUUUAAUCCUGCUCCUCCUGGGUCCUUACUCUGGGGACUCCAGUCCCAUUGGCUCCCUGGAGAGGCAGCGUCCUGCCCCGGGGCGAGACGAUGGCCAUGGGGAGUUAGUGGACCCCUCGUUUCUGGAGCAGAACAGCGAGGUGGACAUGCAGAACCUGCUGGAAACCCUGCGUGGCCAGUUCCUGAGAACCUUUAACCUGUCGGGGCCUGGGUCCGCCCUGAUGCCUGGGGUCCCCCGCGUGGAGCCCCCAGAGUAUAUGCUGGAGCUGUACAACCGAUUCGCCCACGACCGCACCACUAUGCCGUCUGCUAACAUCGUACGCAGCUUCAAAAAUGAAGACUCCUCCCCUCGCAAGAUGGGUGAUGAUGGAGUGAGGCGACAUGCCCUCCUCUUCAAUGUUUCCAUCCCCCAUCAUGAGCAAGUCGUGACAGCUGAGCUCCGCCUCUACACCCUGGUCCAAACUGACCGCCACCUGUACGCCGGUGUUGAUCGCAAGGUGACCGUUUACGAGGCGGUGCCCCGGGAUGCCAACAGCAGCCAACUGGAGACGAGCAUAGAGGAGGACACCCAGCUAACAGUGCUGGCGUCCCGGCAGGUUUACUGCACAGACAGCGGAUGGGAGUCCUUUGAUAUGACUGCCGCCGUGCACAACUGGCGCAUGUCUGACGCCAGCACCACCCACAGGCUGGAGGUCCACAUUGCAAGUCUGAACGUGGAGGACAUAGCUGGGUUGAACAAGACAGAAUUCGAAAGUCCCACCACAGAUGGGGACAUGGAAAUUGACACAAGCCCAGAGGACAGACACAAGCCUCUGAUGAUUGUCUUCUCCAACGACCAGAGUGUAGACCACAGAGGAGACCAACAGGAGCUGAACGAGAUGAUCAACCAUGAAACGUCGGGCCCAGGACUGAAGGAGAACCUGGAGCUGGGGACUGUGGGAGAUGACAGACAGAACCAGGAUGAGGAACCAGACGAAGAAGCUCUGCUCCAGAUGCGCUCCAACCUCAUCUAUGACACCACCUCCCGGAUACGAAGGAACGCAAAGGGCAAUCAGUGCAAGAAGAGCUCCCUCUACGUGGACUUCAAAGACAUCGGCUGGAACAGCUGGAUCAUAGAACCAGAAGGCUACGAGGCGUACGAGUGCACAGGGAUGUGCACUUACCCCCUGACCAAACAUGUCACCCCAACCAAACACGCCAUUGUGCAAACGCUCGUCAGCCUCAAAAGUCCCGUGAAGGUCUCCAGGGCCUGCUGCGUUCCCACCAAACUAGACCCCAUCUCCUUGCUCUACCUGGAUGAUGCGGGCGUGGUCACCUACCAGUACAAGUAUGAGGGCAUGGUAGUGGCGGAGUGUGGGUGCAGAUAGGGUUUCAUGGGGAAGCUGCGAUGGUGGUCAAAGUCCCUGAGAAACUGGGAAACUUUCUCUGGAGAAGAGACUGUAAGGAAACUAGGAGAAUGUAGAUUCAGGCCAGAAUAAGACAGAAGGUGUCCCACAGAAGGAAUAUUCCUUUGUAAUCUUAAAAAAAUAACAUAAAUGGAAUGAAGUGUGAUUGUUAUUGGCACACAGAUGCUUGUGUAUGCGACUUUUCAAAGGCGUAGAAAUUGGGAAACUUUUGGCUAAAUAUUUAAUGUGCCUUAAGAUGAGAAUUUUUUUUUUUUUACAAUAGCAAGACAAGGAAUACUGUAAGAGGCAAGACAGCAAUGUGUAUAACUCAGAACAGUCUCUGAGCAGUCUCAGAGACACCUAACACCAGACUGAGAGGAAUUACAAGAAAGCAAAACAACCUGACAUAAACUAAUCAGGAAAAAGUCCAGCUUUCCUUAAAGCUAAUGUCAGAAUGUUAUAAGAAGUGAUUGACAUUUCAGGUUGCCAGAUCACAGCAGAGGCAUGUGACACAUGUUUAAUGUGUAUGAGUUUUGAAAAGCCUACUUUUCAUUUGGUAGCAGAACAUGCCAAUUUACAUGGAUCUCCUGUUCCCAAAGAACAUUCUGGCUUGAGCUUUGGGCAUGAAUUCCUUAUCAGCUUUUAUUUUGUUAAACUUCAGACUCUUCCAAUGUCAUUUAAUGUCCUCUCUUUGAGUACAUGCCCCACAACUGUAGAAGCCUAAGGUUCUGUGAGCAGAGUGGGGUCACAUGGGAUGACCCUGGAGGAGGCGAGAGACCCUCGUAAACUGCCUGGGUCCAGUCUCACUGGCUGCGUAUCUGCGCCCUCCCCACUCUGUGUCAAUACUCAACUUCCUGCUCCUGAAUACAUUUGAUAUGGACCAUCCAAGGCAAAGCAACCUGGUUAUCGUUCACGGAAAGGAAAUGUGAGAAGCUAACCAGAAUCAUCUAGAGGGAUAUGUUUGCUUGGUCGAUGAGAAAAACUCUGUGCUGUUUUCUCUGCUCCUGGACACAUGGGGGACAUUCUCCAAGUACCAGAAAGGACGAUACAAAGUGUGUAAACCCUUGUAAAGAACAUUAUUGAGAUGCCUCAGUCUAAACACGAUUUAGUUGUAAGAACAUUUCUCUCCUCUCCGCACACAGGGUCAGAUUUAUGAAAUCUAAACUGAUGGUCUUUCUUAUUUCUCCUUUUAACAAUUUUUAAUCCGUUUUUUUUCCCUUUCUCUCAAACAUUUUUAUUGUCGUGCACUUUUCACAUUUCUUCCACUGUGGAAUUCAUAAAGAAAGCAGCACUUUCUUUCACAAAGAGGCCGGGGGGUGUGUGUGUCAAGGAGGGCCGAGGGUUGUGGGGUUAUCUUCACUCUGAUACCUUGCAUGCCGUGCGAGCUGAGCGCCAAGCUCUCCAGCGCUCUGUGAUAAGAAGGCGUUGGUGCUGAGAAACACGGCAGUGGCCAUUCCAGCCAGCAGAGGAGGCAGGGAGGAACAGCUGACAAGAUUCCACCGGACUCGAACAUCACUCCAGCUCUCCACCCCAGUCUGUCUUGAAAAAGAGGAAUUAUUGUUUACGGACAUUGAUCCUUCCCCCAUGACUCCCCCCACGCACUUCCUCUGUUUUACCAGACGUACUCUUCAUAGGUCUCACAUGUUCCUCUUUCACACAUAAGGAACAGAUUCCAGCUUGGACUUCUGGUGGACUCCCAGGGAGAAGAGAUGGCAGCACUCCACGUAAACACACAGAACCCUUUAUGAUUCUUAUAAUCCCUCAAUAAGUGAUGCUGAAGUGCUUAAUCGAUUCUGAAGUGGUUAGUCAAAGCAUGUGGAGACGCCACUGCAAGGACAAUCGGCUGCUCCCUGUUAACAUUCUUGCCUUCUUAACAUCUUUAGUAUUGUGGCAGUAAAGUCACUGAGAAGCUUUCACCCAGAGCAGACGCCGUUAUGGUGGUGGGUAUGUGUACAGUUCAGAGUAUACCAUAUACCAGUCGUGAAUGGGGGACAUUUUUAGACUAAACGGUGUUAACACACAGUCUCAUGUCAACUGGUUCUGCCAGGCUUCACUUGUUGCACUGACACUGCUAGCUUUCACUCGUUGUUAGACACACUCACUACGUUCAGUUGAUUGGGCUUUUUAGCACAGUGUAGAGCUGCAGGUUAUCUUCGGUAGGUUGCUUAUAGUAAACUAGAUCUCCCCAGCCCACUGUGAGAAACAGGGAUUAUUCAUGUUGCCUAAAACGUUGCCCAUAUAACUGACAUCAUGCCAGCCUAUCAAAAAGCUUCUGAAAUAUGUUUUUUGUGCUGCUGCUUUUAAAAAAGGCCUAUUUAUUGAUUAAUUUAUUAAUUUUAUUGUGUCCUUUAAGUGACUUUGUAUAGCAGUAUAUGUAAAUAUAUACAUUACAUAUAUAAUUUACAUGACCUUAUAAUGAGCAGUAUAUAAAUAUGCUUUUUUUUAGAUAUCACGUUCAGCUCAGAUAAUGCUUGUAAAAUGCUUAAGCUAAAAAAUGUAUGACAAAAUGCCUUACAACGGUUGAGUUGCUACAUGUUGACAGUUGUGCAGACCUUUUGCAGAUCAAGGACCACUUGAACACUGUCUACUCCAACACACCAGAUAUUUUUAGCCGUCACACGUUCAAGGCCCUUAUUUAGACCCAGCUUCCAAGGGAGGAUUUCAUAACUUUUAACGCUUCCCCUGCGAACGGCAGCUGUCUGGUUUGGGGUCAUAGUUGACUCGUGUCAAACCAGCUCAAUGUUUUCGGACACUGGCUA
This is a messenger RNA of Electrophorus electricus (electric eel), 6119 nucleotides long. It is a transcript of the gene bmp10, whose product is annotated as bone morphogenetic protein 10. Gene Ontology annotation, cellular component: extracellular region. Gene Ontology annotation, molecular function: cytokine activity; growth factor activity. Gene Ontology annotation, biological process: BMP signaling pathway. The record is from RefSeq and is a predicted model, not a curated record. Lineage: Eukaryota; Metazoa; Chordata; Actinopteri; Gymnotiformes; Gymnotidae.